AUUCUGAAAAGUCAGCUGAACAGUGCUUUGUUAUUUAUUUAUUACAGGAACAUAAUUUCUUUAGAAGAAUUACGUUACAUGUUCCAUUAUUCUAUAUUAAGUAAAAUUUUAGACACAAUUGUGAUGUAAUCUUCAUUCGCGUUAUGUUUAAGUAUUUAAAAUUUUAAAAUGAUGUUUGGAAGACCGAGAUGUAGAGAAUGGACCCCACUGGCUACUCAACAACUUCGUUUGAGGAGCCUUAUCCAGAUUGUGGGUUACAAUAUACGACCACCGGAAUGGUGUACACAUCAAUGCAGUUAUUAUCUGACACUACAUCACACGACUAUGUCAGCACCUUUCUACACCAGCGAGAGGAUAUCAUCUCCGCAUCCUAAAUGGAAGGAAAUUGAUCCAGAAAUAACUCAAAGGAUGUCCUCAAGCAACGUCGUUAUCCGUAUAUGGUGCCACAUUCUCUUGCCGAGUAAUAGUGAAGAAAAAUCCGAUAACCUCCAAGACACAGUCAUACAAACGUGGGGAUUAUAUUUCACCGGUCUUAGAUAUAUCGGUGCAAAUCUAGCUUUAAAUUUCACAUCAGAUUGCUUCAAAAGUAACACACUUGUAUUUCAAAUGCACGGUGGUUAUUUCUGUUCGUAUAAAAGUCUUAAAUUGGAUGUUAUACCGCCAGAGAACGAGGUAGAACAUGGAUCAAUAUCCUCCGAUUCUUCUGGAAGGACUAAUCUAUAUAAAAAUGUAAUCGAAACAAAAUUUAUACAGAAUAGAUUAAUUAAAGAUAGAUCAAUUUCACCUAAUAGAUAUACAAAAGUAAAUGAUAAGGAGUAUUCUAAAAGUCAUAGUCCUGUCGAUAGAGGUUUUAAGCAGAAUUACCCAAAAAUUAAAACAUCAACCAGUCUAAACACAUCAAUGAAUAAUCUAGAUUCUAAAAGUAGAGAUAACAGUACUGAGAGGAAAGUCAACGAACAAAUACAGAUAUACGAACAUUCACCAGAACAUUUAGAAAUUAAAGCCAGUGAUAACUGUGAUAAUAAAAAUAUAUCCCACGAAGAUUUGAGUAGUAGAAUCGAUUUAAGUGAAACAGCAGAGAGUUACGAUUUAAGAAAUGAAUCUGAUGGGGAACCUAAAUAUAGGUAUUUAGCUCUGAAUUUCCUUAAAUCGGAAAUAAGACCGAGCUAUAAUGCAACGAAAUUACAGAAAUUACAUCUAUUACAAUACUCUAUAAAGAAACGACAAGAGGCUGUACAAGAAAUUAAGGAGAGGAUAUAUAAGAAGUCUGCUUUAACAGAUGAGAAUUGGGUCCAAGCCAACGACCAGAGUGAUCUGAAGCAAAGAAAGAGUAGAUCACAAAGGAAUUUAUUCUCCGUUGAAGAGAAUGUCUUUGAUAGAGAGAAAUCGUCUUCUCAUAGCGAUUUAAGUAACAAAAAUGGAAAAAUUAAAGAAGUAAGAACAGUAUCUAAUGGACCAAGACUUGCCUUGAAACUGAAUGACCUUUUGUCUUUUAAGUCAAAACCAUCUCCCUUCCAAAGAGCGGAACACGUGAGACUUACAAAGCAAUUGGAAAUUCUGCGCUUCAAGAGAAUAAUUCUAUCAGAUGAGCGAGACAGCAAGCUCGCCAACAUAAGGAGACUGAAAGAGAGGCACAGCAAGUUGUUUGAAGAGAACCAAGAUAUUGAAAGAAACAUGGCAUAUAAUCGGUGUACAACUGCCGAUCUGUGACGAUGAGAG
This is a messenger RNA of Papilio polytes (common Mormon), 1719 nucleotides long. RefSeq lists its product as uncharacterized. Bases 169 to 1710 code for a protein of 513 amino acids. The record is from RefSeq and is a predicted model, not a curated record. Lineage: Eukaryota; Metazoa; Arthropoda; Insecta; Lepidoptera; Papilionidae. The transcript is spliced from 5 exons.